Molecule: messenger RNA, 1914 nt
Organism: Gorilla gorilla gorilla (western lowland gorilla)
Lineage: Eukaryota; Metazoa; Chordata; Mammalia; Primates; Hominidae
Exons: 3
Coding region: 579-1148 (189 amino acids)
Source: RefSeq, a predicted model, not a curated record
GCCCCUUCCACCCCUCUCUGCUCCCUCCCUGCCCCCUUCCUUUCCUCCCCUCCCCUUUAUCUCACCUUCACCCCCUUUCCUCCUACACCCCUCCCAUGUCCCCACCCCCUGCCCUCAGUCCUCCUUCCUCCUGUUCCCCACAUCCCACCUCUCCUUUCCCCCUCCUUGUAGGCCCUCUUUCUCCUCAGCCCCCCUCCCCCCGCCUUUAGUCUCCUACCUCUCCUACAGCCUCCUGCCCCUACCUCCUCACAGCCCCCUACUUACCCUACUGCCUCCCUCCUUGGGCCCCUUCCUCCCCAAGGGCCCCUCUGUUUUCUCCCAUUCCAGCCCCUGACCAGGCCCUGCUCCUCUGCUGGGGUCGGCCCCACACAGUAAGCUGCCUGGGAGCCAUCAUUGCCUUCCUGGGCAACCCGGCCAAAGGCCCCCCGAGCAGCUGCAGCCCUGGAGGUCAGCCUCACCCUGGCAGACCGCAGGGGCCCCUCCUCACCGCCGACCUCUGCACCUUCACCCGUUUGCCUGGUGUCUGAGGAAGGGCCCGCAGGAAGAGCAUUCCUUUCCCAGGGUCUUCCUCAGGAGGGAUGAGAGGAAGCAAAAGCUUGGUCUGCAAACGGGCUGGUCCUCCCGACGGCCACAUCCGCAGGAAUGACCCUCAGAGGGGCUCCCCAACUGGCUGGGAGAUUCGUCCAGCUGGGCGCUCUGCUACACAGCCCCGUCAAGGGCAAACAGAUGACAAAACUGAGACACAAAAGAUGAAUCAGCUUGGCAGUGUUCACAGAGCCAGCGUGUGGAAAAGCCAGAAUCCAGACCCAGACCCGAACUGCAGCGUCCCGGCUCUUACCCCUAACCAGCCACUGCCUCUCAGCUUAGUGCUCUUCCACCCGGCUUUUCUUUCUAAAAACACCCUGUUUUUUUUCCCUCCCUUCUCCCCAUCCCAUGAUGGAGCAUUCUGCGCCAAAAGCCAGCUUUCACUCUGCAGGGCAACGUGGAGAGGGAUGGAAAGCCUAGACCCCUUAGCAGGGUCACCUGAACACAAGCUGAGUGUGGCGUAUCAGGUGGAAGCCCAGGAGGGAAGAGCCAGCGGCACAGUUAUCUCCCACCACCCCACAUGCUCCGGCCGCCAGCUCUGGUCUGACCGACGCCUCGGAUGAAGAACUCCAAGCAGCCCCCCAUUCGUACUGUUUUCCUCAGCGAACUCCCAGGGAUCACCUGCUUUUUAUGUGUGACGAAUGUUGUCAGUUUUGUUUGCUUUUGACAGCUCAUUAUGGGUCCAUGAGGUCAGAGUCCUGGCUGAAAGGCCAGAAGUUUAGGGAGCCUAUCUCCAGCUGAUACUCGCUUGCUUAUUGACCAUCUUUGGGCUUCUGUUCUUUCCCAGUAACAUAAAGCUUGUAUGAUUCUGACCUCUGGCACCGAUGCAUUAUUUAAUCAACAUUUAUUGGGGCUCUCUCCAUGCCAGGCAUGUGGUAGGCCCUAGCAGGGCAGGGGUAAAAAACCGCUGCAAUCCUGGCCUUUCAGGAACUCAGUCUAGAGGGAGAAAGAAAACGCCUGAGGCCAGCAGGGCUCUCUCUGAUCUGCUUCUUCUAUUUCAAGGCUGUGCUUUUAACUAUAUUGAAUUUCCCAGUUAUUAUAUCUUCUUAAUGAAUUGUUGAUUUUAUCAGAAUGGAAUGUCCAUCCCACUUUGACCCUUGUAAUGCCUUUUACCUUAAAUUCUAUUUUAUUCUGCCCGUCACUAGGGGACUAGUUGAAUCAGUUAUGGUAUAUCCUCACAAUGGAGUACUAUGCAGUUGUGAAAAAUAAUGAGGGCCAUCUUUACGUGCUGUUAUGGAGUGAUUUCCAGGAUAUAUAGUUAAGAUGGAAAAGUAGGAAGGAAAAAAUAUGUAUUGUAUGCUACUGUUUAAGAAAGACAAGUAUUCAUCU